Messenger RNA from Cryptomeria japonica (Japanese cedar), 474 nucleotides. Its product is annotated as secreted RxLR effector protein 161-like. The record is from RefSeq and is a predicted model, not a curated record. NCBI's taxonomy places the organism in Eukaryota, Viridiplantae, Streptophyta, Pinopsida, Cupressales, Cupressaceae. The transcript has a single exon. The coding region runs from base 1 to 474 and encodes 157 amino acids.
AUGGAAACAAAUUUGAAGUUGAGGGAGUCUGCAGCUAGUUCAGAUUUAGUAGAUCCUACCAUGUACAGACAGUUGAUUGGUUCAUUGAUGUAUCUAGUCAAUACUAGACCUGACAUUUGUUAUGCAGUAAGUGCUCUCAGUCAGUUUAUGUGUGAACCAAGACAUAUUCAUCUAGUUGCAGCAAAACAUAUCUUGAGGUACUUGCGUGGCACAAUAGGAUAUGGUUUGAAAUAUACUUAUAGUGCAAAUAUGAAGUUACAAGGUUACAAUGAUUCUGAUUGGGCCGAGAGUGUGACUGACAGAAAGAGCACAUCGGGUUGUUGCUUCAGUUUGGGGUCUGCCAUGAUUUCUUGGUGCAGCAGGAAGCAGAAUUUUGUAGCACUUAGUACUGUAGAGGCUGAGUACAUUGCAACAUGUGUUGCAACUCGAGAAGCAGUGUGGCUUCAAAAGCUUCUUGCAGGAUUGUUUGGAUAG